Molecule: messenger RNA, 3137 nt
Organism: Aspergillus welwitschiae
Lineage: Eukaryota; Fungi; Ascomycota; Eurotiomycetes; Eurotiales; Aspergillaceae
Product: translation initiation factor 2A
Exons: 5
Coding region: 594-2612 (672 amino acids)
Biological process (GO): translational initiation
Cellular component (GO): cytosolic small ribosomal subunit
Molecular function (GO): mRNA binding; tRNA binding; ribosome binding
Source: RefSeq, a predicted model, not a curated record
CUUCCUCUCUUCUUCUUGUCACCUUCCCCACCCUUUCCAACUUCCUUUCCCCCCUCCUCCUCCCUCCAACCCCGACUGUCUUCCUGUCCCUGUCAUUGCUGGCAUUGACUUGUCAAGCAUCGAGAAUUUCCCUUUUGGACCGGAGACUCGUACUGAGGUAUUCGUUCAAUCCCGCCAAGCUUCGCUGCCAUCCACUUUUGAGUCUUUGUGUGUGUUUGUGUGUUUCGCGGCACUCCCAGACCACAACUUCUCGCCACGCUUCAACCUCCAAACAGCCAUAUCUUUUAACCCUCGUCCACUCUCGAUCUAUCUUUCGUAUUCGUUAUCACUACACCCCGGUAGUAAAAUUCUCGUUCAGUCUUCCCACUGGAUUACUUCCGAAGACUACCCGUGCAAUUUUUCUGCUGCCCUGUUACACACUACCUAAGUGGCGGGGAACGUUUCUCACCUUCUACCACUGAGAUCCUGGGCUUUGUGAUUUUUCUUGGUCCGUCGCAUUAGCAUCGUCUGCGCGCGCGCCUCUAGCUGCUUCCGUGGCUUUUGUGAAUACGUGUUUCGUCCCACCAGAGUGAAACGUUGAGAGACAUUUCGAAAUGGCAGCUCCCACCCAGCUUGCUUACCGUACGGUCAAGGGCAUUGGCAUCUUGGAUGCGGCCCCAGUUUAUGAACCUUUGUCGGGGUUCGAAAGACCCGAAGGAAACAUUCGCUGUAGCGCUUACUCUCCCUGCGGCCGGUAUUUCGCAUGGGCAUCCCCAGAGAAGGUCACCAUCAUCGAUCCUUCUGUCGGACAUGUGGUCUCGACCAUCGCUGCCGAUAACGUUUUCGAGCUGGGAUUCUCGCCCCUCGGAACCUACCUGAUCACCUGGCAACGCCCUUCCAAGGAUGCCAAUGGCGAUGCGGUCAAGAACCUGAAGGUCUGGCAGGUCGUGCAGUCGUCCGAGAACGGUGACGUGCAUACGCCUGUGGGCAACUUCGUCCAGAAGUCGCAGACCGGCUGGAACCUUCAAUACACCUCCGACGAGCGUUACUGUGCCCGGGUCGUCACCAACGAAGUCCAGUUCUACCAGAGCGAGAACCUGUCUCAGGUCUGGAACAAGUUGCGUGUGGAGGGGGUUGCGGACUUUGCGGUCGCUCCUGGCAAGAACCACUCUGUGGCUGUCUUCAUUCCUGAGCGCAAGGGACAACCCGCUGCUGUCAAGGUCUUUUUGGUGCCUCAGUUUGGAUCCCCCGUCUCGCAGAAGACCUUCUUCAAGGGCGACAAGGUCCAGCUCAAGUGGAACGAGCAGGGUACCACCGUAAUCGUGCUUGCGCAGACGGACGUGGAUCGGUCGGGCAAGAGUUACUACGGCGAGACCACCCUCUACCUGCUCAGUGCUGGUGGUGGCUUCGACUCUCGUGUGGACUUGGAUAAGGAGGGACCUAUUCACGAUGUGACCUGGUCUCCUAACUCCAAGGAGUUCGGUGUGGUGUAUGGCUACAUGCCCGCGAAGACCACCAUCUUCAACUUCCGCGGUGUGCCUAAACACACUUUCGCUUUGGCCCCUCGGAACACCAUCCUCUUCUCGCCCCACGGACGGUUCGUGCUGGUGGCUGGUUUCGGUAACUUGGCCGGUCAGAUGGACAUCUACGAUAUGGACAAGAACUUCCACAAGAUCGCCACCGUCGAAGCCUCCAACGCCAGUGUCUGCAACUGGUCCCCCGACGGCCAGUAUAUCCUGACGGCCACGACCAGCCCACGUCUCCGAGUCGACAAUGGCAUCCGUCUCUGGCAUGUCAGCGGUGCUUUGAUGUACAACGAGGACAUGAACGAGCUCUACGAUGUGUGUUGGCGCCCCCAGUCGCUGAUCCAGCAUCCCCUCGGCGAUCCGUUCAGCCCGCUUCCGACCCCCCACCCCUCCGCCGUGGCGUACCUGAGCACCAGAAAGGCUCCGGUCAAGCCGGCUGGUGCGUACCGGCCUCCCGGUGCCCGUGGCCAGCUCACCCCUCUCGCCUUCAAGCGCGAGGACCAGGGCGGCGCGGUCUUUAUCCGGGAUGGCGCCAGUGGCGGUGCUACCGUUCACACCACGAACGGAUUUGGCCGGACGCGCAGACGUGAGGUGCCGGGUGCUGAGCCGGCCGAGGAAUUCCUUCCUCCGGGAGCCGCUCCUGGAGGUGGAGUUGCUCUGCCCCCCGGUGCCGACCAGCCCGAGAAGCUGUCCAAGUCCGCUGCGCGCAACAAGAAGAAGCGUGAGGCCAGGAAGCAGAAGGAUGGUGAGGACGAGCCGAGCCCGGACCGCCGCGGCGAGAAGGGUGACGACCGCAACCGAUCCAAGGGCCAGAAUGAGCGCAAGAACGGCGGCCAGGCCAAUGGUGCUCCGGCAUCCAAGGCCAAUGCCAACAACGCUGCCGCUGCCGCUGCUGCUGCUGCGGCAGCGGCGGCAGCAGCCGAUGCGAGCGGUGCUCACUCCGCGCAGGACAAGAAGAUCCGUGGACUUUUGAAGAAGAUCCGCGCGAUCGACGAGCUGAAAAUGCGCCUUGCCGGUGGAGAGAAGCUCGAGGAUACGCAGAUGAAGAAGAUCCAGACUGAAGAGUCGGUACGCAAAGAGCUCGAAGGUUUGGGCUACAGUGGAUAGAGAGAGGCACCCAUAUCUUAUUGGGUCAAGGAUCUGGAUUACUACUAAACAGCAUUUGAAUCAACACCCAUUUGGAAAUAUGCGCACCGGUUUCUGCGCUGUUGGCGUUGCUCGCUUAACACUAUUAUCAUGAUUUUUCUUUUCCCUUCUUGGCUGGCUGCCUGUAUGAAUUGUACAUAUUGUCCAGUGGCUCUGGCUGGUCUGUUUGCUGUGACGGAGUAUUAUCUUCUCUGAUCUGAUGUGGAUGGAUGUCGACGAUAUAGCUUUCUGGUGUGUUAGAACUGUGUUCAGCGAGGGUGACAUUAGCUAUUUUACCCUGUAUAUCUGUAUAUACAUACACCGAAAGAGUCUAAAGAAAAAAUAAAGAGAAGAAGCGAAGAGACAGAAGAACGGUGAUUUCUUAGAUGGUAUCUACUACUUUCCUCUGCAUCAGUUUGUGAUAGUGGUAACUCGGUAAUGUUCCCAUGCAUCCCAAUUAUUAGUCUGAGAAUUCCGUACGCUUCAGGUAGCAGCUUGUAGUAAACA